CUGCCACGUGGGCAAGCCAUAUAAACAAUGGUUGUCUUGGCAAUAAUAAUUUACAUUGUGAGACUGAGCUGACACAAUGCCAACGUUAACCCAAGUUGCCAGUAAGGUGGACAUUAAAGACAAGUAUGUUGGAGAGACAAAGCAUCAAAGGAGACAUGGCUAUGGUGUGUACAAGUACGACAACCAGUUCUUUCGCUAUGAGGGACAGUGGGACAAUGGCGUUAAGCAUGGGCAUGGGAAGUUGAUAAUUGGAGAAGGUGGCUAUUAUGAGGGACAAUUUGAGAGGGGCGAGAUCCAGGGUCACGGCUACAGAGUGUUUGGACUGAGUGGGUCGACAUACUCUGGCCAGUUUCAGCAGGGAGAGAUGCAUGGGCAGGGGCUGCUUAGAAAGACCAGUGGAGAGCAGUAUGAAGGGUCCUGGGUCUUUGGGAAGAAGCAAGGUGAAGGAAUCUUCACAGAUGCCGAAGGUGGUGUGUACGAAGGUGGUUUCCACGACAACAGAAGACAUGGUGAAGGACGGCAAGUUUUUAGCAAUGGAGACCAAUAUGACGGUGAGUGGGUGUUGGACAAGAGACAUGGACACGGACUGCAGCGCUACUCCAACGGAACUAUCUACGAUGGUCAAUGGAGGGGUGAUGUGUGCCAUGGUGAGGGCUCCAUUUCUCAUGUCUCUGGAGUCACCUACACUGGACUGUGGGUCAAUGGAAGACCAGCAUGUGAACCAGUACGGCUGGAGCAUGUCAGUGAGAGGGAGGAGGUGUUAUCAGUAGAACAAGGAAAGCCAUUUUCACUCAACGUGCAGUGUGUGGACAGCAAUGGAGAGAUUACCACUCUAGAGAGUGGUCGAUGCUUCAAGGUAGCAGCUGCCAUCAAGAAAGCUGUCUCCACGAGGAAAUCCAAGAUGAAUCGUUCUCCCUCACCUUCAAAGGAAGCUGUCUCCACGAGGAGAUCCAAGACCUCACCUUCAAAGGACACUAUAAUACCUGUUAUCUCAACGCCAUUUGGUUACACAGCAGUGCAAUACAGCAUACUGCAAGUAUCCAGUAUAUCAAGCCAAGACGAACUCAAAGAUGACGACAGUGACCCUAACUCGGGGAAGAAGGUUGCGAUAGAAAACUCUCCUGAACUAAAAACUGGUGAAGGCGAUUCAGAAAACGACUUGAUAACUACAAGUACCACUGAUGUCGAAAUGAAAAGUCCACCGUCUAGGAUGAGAAGAAAUCGAAGCGGCUCUUUGCAUCCUAAUCUUUUCACUCAAAACACACGCUCUCUUGUAAUGGGAAUGAAAUUAAACACAAUCGGUUCAGAAGAAAGCAAAGUCCAAAAAAAGGACGAGGAAUUCUUAGACACGCUAAUCUCUCCAUUACCAGCUCAAGUGACCGAUGGUCGAGCGUCAUUCAAUGAUCUCUUCAUACCUCCACCUCCUCUCCCUGAUAUAUCACACAUUACACAGUCGUCUACCUCUAAAACUGAAGUUAGCCCUGAGAAAGAAAGCAGAUCAGAUUCAAGGUCGUUUAAUAGGUCUCCAUCACAGCAAUCCUCGCCACGUGGCUUGUCCUCUAAGACAAGUGCAUUGUCUCUUAAAAGUAAAAAGAGCUCUGAGAAGAUUAGAGCUGAGAAGGAGAGGCUGUUGAAUCCUAAGAGAGAGAAGUAUGCUCUACCAGGCACAUAUGUGGUGAUAAUAUCCGAGGUGACUGAUCCGCCCUUCCUGGAUGGUCGACUGCCAGACUUAUACGUUGAGUUGAGAGUGGUGGUACCAAAGACCAGCAGAGAACAGUCCAUGGACAAACUGCUUAGAUCAAAGUCUAGGCUCAAAGCUGUGUCUAGGAUUAGUUAGGCUGAGUAUAAACUCCUAUUGUUACAUGUACUGUAUACCGUUUAAAGAAAAUUAAUUUUGCAGUUG
Halichondria panicea is the source of this 1903-nucleotide messenger RNA. Its product is annotated as MORN repeat-containing protein 1-like. The coding region runs from base 77 to 1837 and encodes 586 amino acids. The record is from RefSeq and is a predicted model, not a curated record. The transcript is spliced from 10 exons. NCBI's taxonomy places the organism in Eukaryota, Metazoa, Porifera, Demospongiae, Suberitida, Halichondriidae.